Molecule: messenger RNA, 1608 nt
Organism: Durusdinium trenchii
Lineage: Eukaryota; Dinophyceae; Suessiales; Symbiodiniaceae
Source: the annotation of a GenBank genome assembly
AUGUUUUUCCUUCGCGCUCUGCUCCUAGCUGCUGGCGCUGUGGGGUUUUCAACAUGGCCAUCUGUAAGUGUCCAGAUGGUCACUUACAAGAGAGGGCCUCUGCUGCUGGAGGCGCUGGCUCAAGUGGAGCAGCAAGAGUAUCCAGGAGAUCUUGAGGUGGUCAUCGUAGAUGACAGCCCGGAGAGCCAAGAAGAACAGCUGGACGCCUUGAAGGAAUCCUUGGCGAUCAGAUACAUCUUCUUGCCAGAACGAAUGAGCAUUGGUGCCAAGCGGAAUCUGGCCACACGCAGCACAGAUGCAGAGGUGAUUUGCAUUUGGGACGAUGACGAUGUCUUCACAAUGGACCGCAUCCGAAAGCAGGUGGAACAUCUUCGAGGAGCAGAUGUGAACUGCUCGGGGAUCGAGGUCGCCUCUUUCUACUCGGUGCCAGACCAGGAUCCGAACAACGGACGGCCCUCGUCGCCCACCGUGCGCCUUGAGGAGUUGACCGUGCGCCCCUUGGGGCUGCCGCCCAUCGUCUUUGCCGCGAAGCUGGACUUGGGGAUGUUCCGUGGCCACUUCGGCUUCGGCGAGGCAUGGGAGGUUUCGGGACAAGGCGAGGGCACCCUGGAGCCUUGGUGGGAGCAGGUGAAGACCUUGAGUGGAGCUGAGGAGCCCUUCUUGUACAUCUACCUCCCGUCCUCUGCCUCGGGUGGCACAGCGCUCAACAAGAACCGCCAGCCGCCGCCCUGCAGCAAGCUCUUUGCCCUGGCGAGCGCUCUCAGCCACGGCAGGUUCCCCGAGCUGCCUGGCCCACAUGUCUCAAGCGCCCUGAGCUGUGCGCGUGCUGAAGUGCAGGAACUCCUGUCAAUACCCAAGUUCUUGGACGAGCCAUCAGUGAUCGCUGCGGCGGGCAUUCAGCGUCGCAGCGUCGCGGAGCGCCAGCGGGUGCAGCUCACGGCCGACUUCCCGUCUGACCCGGCGCUGGCGGCCCGGUCUUCAGUGGCACGGCACGUGUGGUCCACGUUGGAAAGUGCUCCCCUUGCCACGUCUGGCUGGCUUUUGGUGGAUCGCCCGCCACUCCGGCUCCAUCCAAGCUUUCUGACGGCUGAGGAGGCGGCGGAGCUCCAAGCCGCCGUGCGCCUCGACGCCUUCGGCGUCCGCGACCGCGGCGGCUUCGCGCCGACCGCGGCGGCGGAGCGGCUGCGGUACAGGGCGGCGGAGGCGCUAGGCGUGGAGGUCUCUCAUUUAGAGCCUCUGCGUGCAGUGCGCUAUGGCCGCCCAGAGCAGUGCUUUGAACCGCACGUGGAUUGGAUUGCUGAUCCCUCCGACGAGCAGUUGCUGGAGCUUGGGCAGCGGGUGGCAUCACUGCUGGUCUUUUUGUCCACCCUGCCAGAAGGCCGUGGGCAGACCGACUUCCCGGCCCUCGGCGUGUCCGUGACGCCCCAGACGGGUGCCGCGCUCUUGUGGCCCAACAUGGACAUGAAUGGCCAGCCCUUGCCAGAGAUGAUUCACGAGGCCAAACCCUUGGAAGAAGAGGGCCUCGAAAAGAUUGCGCUGAAUGUUUGGGUGCGUGACCGGCCGUUGCCCACGGAUCCAGCCAUCUUGGAGACCUUGUUUCAGUCGUGA